AUGGCUUCUGUCUCCAAGCUCACCUGCAUCUACUCCGCCCUCAUCCUGCAUGACGACGAGCUGACGGUCACGGAGGAUAAGAUCAAUGUCCUCAUUAAAGCAGCUGGUGUCAAUGUCGAACCUUUCUGGCCUGGCUUGUUUGCAAAGACUCUGGCCAAUGUCAACAUUGGGAGCCUCAUCUACAAUGUAGGGGCUGGUGGUCCUGCUCCAUCCGCCGCUGCUGCCCUAGCUGAGGAGAAGAAAGUAGAAGCAAAGAAGGAAGAAUCUGAGGAAUCCGAGGAUGACAUGGGCUUUGGUCUUUUGACUAAAACUGCUUUUGUUAACAUGUCCAAUAAAGAGCUGAACCUGUGA
Molecule: messenger RNA, 351 nt
Organism: Rattus rattus (black rat)
Lineage: Eukaryota; Metazoa; Chordata; Mammalia; Rodentia; Muridae
Product: 60S acidic ribosomal protein P1-like
Exons: 1
Coding region: 1-351 (116 amino acids)
Biological process (GO): translational elongation; cytoplasmic translation
Cellular component (GO): cytosolic large ribosomal subunit; ribosome
Molecular function (GO): protein kinase activator activity; structural constituent of ribosome; ribonucleoprotein complex binding
Source: RefSeq, a predicted model, not a curated record